GUCUCUCUCCUCCUUUACUCUCGGUCUCGGAGUGACGAUAGAGAACAGGAUAUGUGGAGUGUAGAAGGAUCCAGUACUGUCGAGCUAUGGACAGUUAGCUCGGGAAGCUUCCGGCAUGAAACCGGGCUGGUCCUGCAGACCAUUCCCUACCUUUCGGACCCCUCGACUGACCUCUAUCGCAUUGCUUUUCUCUCGUUCCAGUGCAGGAGUGGUUUUCCGUCACCCGGUGUUCCUAGUAACUUUCCUCCUGGCCCUGAUCGGAUGGUUCGUCGCCUUUAUCGGCAUGUGCGUGGCCGAAUCCGAUCUGAAUAACUUGAAUGGAGGACCUUCGAUGGGGACGCUGUGGUUCGCGAUCAUCUUCCAAUUCGCCAUCAUCGUUCAUCUCUUUAUUGCACUCGCACGGAACGCGCUGGCCUUGCAUCGAUGGCAGAUCGCAAUCGUGACCGCCGUCGUCGUCGUCUUUGCCAUCAACGGAGUAGAGAUGAUCUAUCAGGGACAAGCUAGGGAUGGUCUGAGCUCGAGCGGAGCGCUAAAGGCAGUCGGAGCUGGGUGGUUGCUCUGUGCUUUGGCCGACCUCGUUUGGAUUCUCUACCUGACAUCAGAGGAAGAUACUUUCUUCUACCACCUUCUCAACCCUACCGGUCUCGCUGGCCUUACCCCUUACUCGGCUCAUCGGUAUGGCCCUACCGGUGGGGUGUCCAACACGUAUCACGGCGCUGAGACGGGCGGAGACUAUCCUUCGAGCCGGAUGAUGAACGGUACCGGUACCGGUGGAGGCAUCUUGUCCAGCAAUGGAAACGGAAACGGAUACGCCCCGGGUGGAUACGCCCCCGCUGCUACGACCGUUAAGGUCACUUCGACGGGAAUGGGAGGUGGGAAUGGCGGGGGUGCACCGGUCGUCUUGUCUGCACCUGUUGGUGCCGAGUCUGGGAUGAUGGGCGACAUGGGCCAUGUCAUGCGUGCCAAAGCUCUAUACGCUUACACCGCCUCACCAGACGACCCUACCGAGAUCUCGUUCAACAAGGGUGAGAUCCUCGAAAUUACCGAUGCCACGGGCAAGUGGUGGCAAUGCAAGACUGCUGCAGGGAACAUGGGAAUUGCACCUUCCAACUAUUUGCAGAUCGUCUAGAGGGUGGAUGAAGACGGAUCGAUCCUCCUUCACCUUGCCGUGCCAUCCUCUCCAACCG
Molecule: messenger RNA, 1187 nt
Organism: Filobasidium floriforme
Lineage: Eukaryota; Fungi; Basidiomycota; Tremellomycetes; Filobasidiales; Filobasidiaceae
Exons: 7
Coding region: 116-1129 (337 amino acids)
Molecular function (GO): protein binding
Source: RefSeq, a predicted model, not a curated record